AUGGCUGGAGUGUUUGACAUUGAUUUGGACCAGCCGGAGCAAAAUCUCUCUGAUGACGAGACUGACGAGGUAUUUAAAGAAAGCGCACAAAUCAAUGACAUCAUGGACCAGUGCAGCGGAUUUGAAUUCAACAUGGAAGGUUGUGAGAAGAUCGAGAUAUCAGAGGACAAUGUCAAUCAGGGGACUGAGAAUAUUAGGCCAGAGUGUUUUGAAUUGUUAAGAGUUCUGGGUAAAGGCGGUUAUGGAAAGGUUUUUCAAGUUCGAAAAGUCGUCGGCGCUGCUUCAGGCAAAAUAUUUGCCAUGAAAGUCUUAAAAAAGGCAAUGAUUGUACGCAACGCCAAAGACACAGCCCACACCAAGGCAGAAAGGAACAUCCUGGAGGAGGUGAAGCAUCCUUUCAUCGUCGAUCUCAUCUAUGCCUUUCAGACAGGCGGGAAGCUGUACCUCAUCCUGGAGUACCUGAGCGGAGGAGAACUGUUCAUGCAGCUGGAGAGGGAAGGCAUUUUCAUGGAAGACACAGCCUGUUUCUACCUAGCAGAGAUCUCCAUGGCUCUGGGCCACCUUCACCAGAAGGGCAUCAUCUACAGAGACCUAAAGCCUGAGAACAUCAUGCUAAACAAUCAAGGUCAUGUCAAGUUAACAGAUUUUGGACUGUGCAAAGAGUCGAUUCAUGACGGUACAGUCACCCACACUUUCUGUGGUACCAUUGAAUACAUGGCACCAGAGAUCUUAAUGCGAAGUGGACAUAACAGAGCUGUAGACUGGUGGAGUCUGGGUGCUCUGAUGUAUGACAUGCUUACUGGGGCGCCGCCGUUCACUGGCGAAAACCGAAAAAAGACCAUUGAUAAAAUCUUGAAGUGCAAGCUCAGCCUCCCACCCUACCUCACACAGGAAGCAAGAGACCUCCUGAAACGGUUGCUGAAGAGAAAUGCCUCAUCGCGGUUGGGGGCGGGUGCAGGGGAUGCCACAGAGGUGCAGGCACAUCCCUUCUUCCGACACAUUAACUGGGAGGAUUUGCUGGCUCGUAAAGUGGAGCCUCCCUUCAAACCUUUCCUGCAAUCAGCUGAAGAUGUGAGUCAGUUUGACUCUAAAUUCACUAGUCAGACGCCAGUAGACAGCCCUGAUGACUCGACACUUAGUGAGAGUGCCAAUCAAGCUUUCCUGGGGUUUACGUAUGUGGCUCCUUCAGUCCUGGAAAAUAUCAAAGAGAAGUUCUCCUUUGAGCCAAAAAUCCGUUCACCUCGACGAUUCAUCGGCAGCCCGAGAACGCCUCUCAGCCCAGUGAAAUUUUCAGGCGGGGACUGUUGGCCGCGGAGUGCCCUGCUCCCCAGCGGUGGGCCGAGUGUCCUCCAGUCUCCUCAGGAACAGGCCAUGGAAGUCUCCACCCCGGAGCAGAUGGAUGUGACCACCAACUCUGAAGCCUCAGCCCCUCUUCCAAUUCGCCAGCCUGCUGGGGUUAACCUGGCUCAGAUGAAGCAGCAAGCGUACCCUGUUGUGGCCAAACGGCCCGAGCAUUUACGUAUGAACUUAUGA
Nerophis lumbriciformis (worm pipefish) is the source of this 1533-nucleotide messenger RNA. The record is from RefSeq and is a predicted model, not a curated record. NCBI's taxonomy places the organism in Eukaryota, Metazoa, Chordata, Actinopteri, Syngnathiformes, Syngnathidae.